Corylus avellana is the source of this 416-nucleotide messenger RNA. The record is from RefSeq and is a predicted model, not a curated record. Lineage: Eukaryota; Viridiplantae; Streptophyta; Magnoliopsida; Fagales; Betulaceae.
GGGAAAGGUAAGGAUAUGCGCAAGGUCCAGUGUUUUAGCUGUAAGGAGUAUGGUCAUAUUGCCGCCAAUUGUGCAAAGAAAUCUUGCAAUUACUGUAAAAAACCGGGCCACUUUAUCAAAGAAUGUCCCACUCGGCCUCAGAAUCGUCAAGCUACUGCUUAUCAGGCUACAAUAAACACCUCUGCUGCUCCAGUGAUGUCCUCAGCCUCUUCUUCUGCGGCCGGAUCAGCUGUUCUUACUCCUGAAAUGGUCCAGCAGAUGAUUAUGUCAGCCUUUUCUGCCUUAGGGCUCCAAGGAUCAGGUGUCGGGGAAGAUACUCGCGAAGGGGCCUAAAGUUGGCAGACUAUUUCCACUGCACUUUUCAAUUCCUAGUUGUUUAUCUUUGGCUUGUAGGACAGUUAAUACUCCGAACGAAG